CCCUCACGGGGAGUGACAGCCUCAGCUAAGCUAAAUUAUAUCAUUUACCACCGGCAACCACCAGUCGGCAGCCGCCUUAUGAAAUGUGCCAAUUAUUUUGUCUUAGCCCCAUACUAUUAAGCUGGUGGUGGCGUGGACACCUUACAACCAACCACCACCCUAAUACCGCCGCUUUUACAUCCUUCCCAAACUAUAGUCUGAUAUUUUCAGUUUUUUGUUUUCUCUACCCCACCAUUUAAUAUUCCAAAGACAAAUAAUAUACUAUUUUACAUACUAAUAAUAUUAUUACACUCUCUCUAUAUAUAUCUUCUCUCAGAUACUCCAACAUGAAUGAGGGUAGUUGAGGGUUGAGUAAUGAAUGGUGUAGAAGGGUCGUCGUCUUCAGCAGCAGACUCAUCAUCUCUUCUUGAACAAAAUGCGAACUAUAUGAGUGUUCUUGGUAGGAAUGGGGGCACAGGGUUCACCUUUAUGCAGAUGGAGGAGCUCAAAUUACAAGCUCUAAUCUACAAAUACAUGGAAGCUGGAUUGCCUGUUCCUUCUAAUCUCCUCCUCCCUAUUUGGAACUCUGUGCUCGCUUCUUUCACAGGGUCAGGAUGCGAUCGUAGUUUGUAUGACAACUAUAAAAACAGCAUGGAAGCUGAACCAGGAAGAUGUAAGAGAACAGAUGGAAAGAAAUGGAGGUGUAGCAAAGAAGUUGUCAUCGGUUACAAGUACUGUGAAAAACAUUUGCACCGUGGUCGGAGUCGUUCAAGAAAGGAUGUGGAAGCUGACUCCAUGGUCGCGGCCACCAAUGGACGCCAUAAAAAUCUAUGAAAGAAACAGUUUCAGUUACUCUAUGUUCCACAAGUUAUCCGACUAAGUUCUUUAUGAAACCAGUCCAUGAUAAGAUUAUUUUCAUAAAUGAGGUCGACUUGUCUCGUUUUGAGGGGAAAGUGGACCACUAAGGACCAUGGGGCUCGAUCCUUGAUCAAUAAUAUAUGGUCCUGAAUGAGGCUCUGCUUUUUGGUUCUAUCUGUUUUAGGUACAAUUGUUGCAGUAAUGCCAGUAAACAUUGUUGCAUGAAUGCUCGUACGUAGGACACUAAAUAAGCAAUGCAGAUUAUAUGUACUGGAGUAUUUCCUGAUAAUAACCUACAUAGAGCCUGAAAUCACUACCUGUUGUUCAACAUAAUUGACAAGGUGACCUUUUUAAAUGGAUCCACUAAUUUAAAACAUGUUGUGUAUCAUCGUUAGAUGGCUUUUUUAGAUAUCAUUACAAAAAAGAAAUAAAAGAAGCGUCACAUUAAGCAAAAAUACUCUUACAUUUAUUUUAGAAAAUGCAGAUGCAUAUCCGAGUUUGGAUCAGGGUUCUAGCAACACAUACGGCACCUGUUCCAGAAUUAC
Molecule: messenger RNA, 1382 nt
Organism: Lactuca saligna
Lineage: Eukaryota; Viridiplantae; Streptophyta; Magnoliopsida; Asterales; Asteraceae
Source: the annotation of a GenBank genome assembly